GUACACUAAUACAGAGCAGACUAGGUUGUCUAAAACAUAGUUGUACAUCGUCUACAUAAAAGGCAACGAUAACGGUAAAGAAGCAUAACUGAUAGUUGACACUGACGUUUAUUGUUUUGAUUGGAUAUUUUCUCAUGAUCUCUCGUAUUCAUUAAAAGUUCUAAAGUUAUGUGAACAUCUGUCAGCGUUGAGUGGAGCUUUAAAAAAAUUUUACAAAAUUUUUGUUUCAAAUAUGUUAAACCUUAUGUAACUAAAUGUGUUCGCGUGAAAACCUAUAAAAAUGAUUGAACUUGAGUUAAAAGGACCAAUUUUCACAGAUAGGUGAAAAAUAAUGGAAGAAUAUGAAGAUGAAUCAGAUAUUAACGAACAAAUUUUUCAUAAUAACGUUAGAGAGCAAAUUAUUUUCCUUUUACUCUUCAUCCUCCUCUACCUGUUGAGUUUCGCGACGCUAUGUAGAUUCAAGCGUAAAGGUAGAGAAGAUUAUUUUAGUACCGACGAAGAUGAAAUUACCGUAUACAGGAUCAGUACGUGGUUGUGUUCUUUCUCUUUGGCCGUAUCUAUAUUGGCGGUACUCUUAUUGCCAAUAUCGAUCGUUUCAAAUGAAGUAUUGGUAAAUUAUCCCAACAGUUAUUAUAUAAAAUGGUUAAAUUCGUCACUUAUCCAAGGUCUAUGGAAUUACGUUUUUCUAUUUUCAAAUCUCUCUUUAUUUAUUGCUUUACCCUUCGCUUACCUAUUCACCGAAUCCGAAGGGUUUUUCGGUCAUCGCAAAGGACUGAUGGCUAGAGUUUACGAAACUUUCACCGUCCUCACUUUAUUAGGGCUAGUCGUAUUAGGAAUGACUUAUGUGAUAGCUGCGCUUAUAGAUAAAGACAAAUCCAGCAUUCAAACUAUUUUAAGUUUCUGGACUUAUUAUUUGCCAUUUUUGUAUUCCUGUAUAUCUUUUUUUGGGGUAUUGAUGUUAUUAGUGUGCACCCCUCUUGGUUUCGUCAGACUGUUCGAUGUUGUCGGUCAGUUUCUCGUCAAACCUCAGUUCCUUCGAGAUCUCAACGAAGAAUAUUUCGCUUGCGCCUUAGAAGAAGAAUCUCUACGUAGGAGAUUCAAACAAGCUCAAAAGACUGGCAAAUCGUACGUCGAUCCUGCUCCGAUGGCGUUGGAAUCGGAAGUACCGAUAAAGGACAUCGAUUACGAAUUACCAACUAACUUAUUAAGAUUAAAAAACGGAGAGUUACAAUUUGGUUUGGGUAAAAGACUGAAAGAAAUUGAGAAUAGGAGAAGCGUAUUGGAUAAACAGAGGCAGACGUCUUCUUUUAGAAGGAACGUCGUUUAUCCCGUUGCAAUGUUACUUCUUCUCGGUUUAACCAUUAUAGCGGUUCUUCUGGUAGUACAAAACACUUUAUCGCUACUUAUAGGGAUCAAAGCUUUACCCAUUAGCUCAAAGCAAUUUACUCUAGGAGUAAGUUCUUUAUCGAAGCUUGGUUUAUAUGGAGCCUCGUUGGAAAUACUAUUGAUAAUUUAUUUAAUAGUUACUUCGUCAAUAGGACUUUAUACCGCCCCUUGUAUGAAAAAAUUUAGACCGAAGCCUAAAAGUACACCGUUUAGCCUCGUUAUUGGAAACUGCGCUUUGCUCGUCGUUAUUAGUUCGGCUUUACCGUUAUUAUCGAAAAUUCUAGGUAUAACAAAUUUCGAUCUAUUAGGAGACUUCGGAAGCAUAGAAUGGUUGGGAAAUUUCAAAAUCGUACUUUUGUAUAAUUUGCUCUUCGCUACUGCUUCCACCCUUUGCGUCGUUAACAAAUUUACGGCGAAAGUUCGUCGCGAACUAUACAACCGGUUAGUUGAGAAUUAUCUGUUUCUUGCUAACUGCGUCUCAUUCAUCAACUAAUACAUCAACAAUAAUUGUGAAGAACAAAAAAAAAUUCCUCGAAUCAAAAGUUGUCCAACAUCAACAAAAUCACGAAUUUCCGGUUGGAUAAUUUUUGUUCCGGGAGUAAAUUUUUCGGUUACGGUUUGAAAAAUCAUUUGCAUCAUCAUUUAUUUAUGAACAUCCUGUUCCGGAACGUGCUUUUGCACUUUUCUGUUUGUACGGUUGAUAAUUUUUUAAAAAUCUUGUAAAACGAACCGUUUUUUUAUUUUUCAUAUUGUAUCAAUUUUUAUUUUAAAAUUCGAUCACUCUAAACUAAUAAGACUGACUAUGUAUAUAAAGAUUGGCUUGAAUAAUUACAAGAUCGAUUUAUAAGUUGGAAAAAAAAUCGAUGUUAAAAACGUUGUUUUUUUUAUUAGAUUUAAAUAUUUACAAUGUUUAUUUAUUUACACAGGUCAACAAAAUCAACAAAAAAUUUAUAUAAGACAUUUUUUUAUUAAUUCCAUAGUUUUCAAAAUGAUUUUUCAUUUUUUUGUGAGAUGUACUGUAUACAAUGGAAUAAUUAGUACGAUUUGUAUUUACCUCGAGGUAUUUGUGUAUGGGUAUGUUAAAUCCUUGUUGGAGCUUUAAAAAUUGAUCCGAUUGUGUGAUUUAUAUCCUUAAAAUGUUUUUUUUUUUCAUUAAUUUAUUGAAUAUUUUAUGUCAAAUAUAUGAAAAAAAUUUAAAUGAUUAUUUUUCCAAAUGUUGAAUUGAGACUUUUUGUUCUAUUUCAUCCAUUUUUCCAAUAUUUUCCAUCACUGUCCAUGUCUUUCAAAUUUUGCUUUAAAUUUUUUGUUUUGUUUGCUCUAUUUGCUCAAUCUAUUGGAUUAUUUUGUCUUAAUUUCUUUCUUUUCUGUCCCUGACAAGUACUUGAAGAAUUUACCUUAAUUUCAUUUUGUUUUUUCUAUUAUAUGGAAAAUAUCCAAAGAAUAACUCGAAGGAAUCUUUUCGUGUAUCGGAUUGAUACUUUUUACUCUGUAUUACUCAAUCUGUCAGUUUCUUCAAGAUUUUGACCUAAAUUUUUUGUUUUUUGCUCUAUUUGCUCAAUUUAUUGAAUUCUAUGGUCUUAAUUUUUUUGUUUUCUAUCCCUGACAAGUACUUGAAGAAUUUAUCCUUAAUUUCAUCUAGUUUUCUCCAUUAUAUGGAAAAUAUCCAAAGAAUAACUCUAAGGAAUCUUUUUGGAUAUCGAAUUGAGACUUUUCGUUAUGUUUCAUCCAUUUUUUCCAAUACUUUCUGGUCUCAGCAAGUACUUGAAGAAUUAAUCCACAAUUUCUUUUCUUCAUAGUAGAAUAGUGGACAGUCAAAGCCUAUUAAGCAGAUAGGCCUUCUGGUAGUCCUAUUGUGUCAAUUUCUUGUCUUAUUUUCACUAUAUAUCCGAAGAAUAACUCGAAGAACUUGAAUAAUUUAUCCUUAAUUUCAUCUUUUCCAAUAUUUUCUGGUCUCUAUCCUUGUUUUACUCCUUUUCUUUCAUUACAAAGUAAUUUAAUAAUCUUUAACUAUAUUUAAUAUCUUACUGUUUUGUAUCUGAUUUUUAUCACUUUUAUUGCUAUUUCGAUAUUUUUCAUAUUUUAUUUCUUAAUACUGUGUAAAAAGUCUUCUUCGGAUCUAAGACUCUCAGUUAUAUUUCUUCUCCUUAUCAUAUUCUUUUUGUUUGUUUUGCUUUCGUUCCAACUUGUGCUCUUGUUUUCCUUCUUUGUCCCACUACUGGUAUAGUGGGACAAACUUCCAGUUUGUAAACCUUUCAACUCUAUUUUGAUUAUUUAAUUUAUUCUCUCCGCUCAUUCUUUUUAUAUUUUCUUGUUUCCAUAACAUCUCCAGUUUUUAUUUUCAUUUAUUAUUUAUAUUCUUCUUGUUUUGCCAGAAAUGUUCUGUUCCCUAUUUUUAUUUUUCCUCCAACUUUUUCUUUAUCUUUUUACACUAUUUCUUCUCCUCUUUCUAUUUGUUUUGUUUAUAAUUGAUACUUUUUUUACUCAUACUCUAUCUAUAUUUCUGCAAUUUCAUAAAUCGUUUAUUUUCACUCUUUUUCGUGUGUUAUUUCCAUUCGUAAUAUAUUUUUUACUUUUGGGUGUUUCUACUAGUUUUUCGUGACUCUUUCUCUCUUAAUAUUUAUUUUUCCAUAUAGUCUUCGUAUUAUAUUUUAUAGAACUUCUUAUUUAUCAUCUACUGCCUGUACUACUAAUUUAUUCUUAAUUUCGUUUUAUUUAAUUCAUUAUUUUCUUUCGCUCUUCAAUUUUCCUCCUCAUCUUCAGUUAUCAUCUUUCUAUUCUGAAUUAUUUGUCGAUUUUUUUUACUUUUCUGUUUAUUUUAUUUUUUCAUGUAGUAAACAGGAUUUUUUUCUAUCCCUUCCACAUUAACAUCAUGUACAAAUAUUUUAAAAAAAAAUUUUUCCAUAGUUGACCUGUGAUGUUAUUUGAAUUUUUUAUUUAUUAUGUAUUUACCUAAAAGACUUGGUAAUUAUAAAUAUAAUAAUGUUUUAUAAUUUUUUAUUUUCACUUAUUUUUCUCAAUUAGGUUAUCCCUUACUUCAUUCGAACGUACUGUAUAUACAGUGUGUGUCAAAAUUAGUAAUGUAUCGGAAUCAUUCGAAGACAUAUUCCAUAUCAAUUUAUGUAUACAUGUAUAUAUAUAUAUUAACAUUUUUAUUCAAAAAAAAUAAAUAAUUUAAAAAAAAAUGAUUGAUGAAAAUUAUUGUCUAAAAUUUUUGAUUAAACUUUCCACAAAUUAUCAAGUGUCACUUAUCUACGUCACCAAAGUACAAAAAUUGAAUUUAAUUAAUAAAUUUUUUAAUAUUUAUUUUUAUUUCCAAUUUUGAUGAAUAUAUAGAGGUAGUUUAUGUAGAUUUGGGGUUGUAUCAUCUCUAUAUAAAACAGAUUUGGUAUAAAUGUGAAAUUUUUUUGUUGUUAUACUGAAAAACGUUUUAACUUACUUAAAAUAAAUUUUUUUAGUUUAUUUCCGAAAAAUAUAUUUAAAAAAUAAUUUGUAUCAAUCAAAAAAUGUCAAACGGUAUCAUUUUGACAUGUUAUAUCGAAAUUCAUCUGAAUUUUGAAUAUACAAGGUGUUCUAUUAAAAAAAAAAAUAAAGUAUAGUAUUAUACAUAUCGAGUACAGUGUUUGAAAUAGCAACCUCAAAUCAGUUUAUUUUCGAAAAGUAUUUUGAAAAAAUGAAAUAUGGUUUAGAUAUAAUUGAAAUUUGAAAUAAUAGUCCAAUUAGGUGAACUGAAUAUUCUAAGAAUCAUUCCGAACCCUACCAAUUGCACUUUUUAGCUUCAGAAAUUGGAAUUUUUUCUGAAAAUUCGUGAAAAUCACACAAAAAGAUUUCGUUUGUCGUAUUUAUCUCGAUAAGGGUAAUGAUUUUCAAAAAAAAACUAUCGGGCAGCAGUUGUAUGUUGAAUUUCUGCAAAUAUGUCUUUGAUCGUAGGUUUUCGUGAAGCUUUCUUGAGAUAUAUCGUAUUAUUUCGAGAUAUUAUCGAUUUUCACAAUUUUUCUGGAAAAUUUUCACUUGUUCAACCCGACAUUUGACAUACGGGUUAGUUUUUUGAUUAUUUAGCCAAGUCAAUAGGACUAAAAUGACAUUUUGUUUACAAUUGAAAAUAUUUUUAGUUUAUAAAGUACUAAAAUGUAAUUAGUUUAUCAAAAAAAUAAUAAUAUAACUCUACUUAUUUUACAAAAAUACUCAAUUUUGGAAUUCAGCAACGUUUUAAAAAAAUUUUCAAAAAUUUCAUUUCUUGUUCCAAAUAACAAAGCUUUUUUGCGUUUUCUUUUUCAAAAUCACUUAUUACUAACAUCCUACCAUCGGUGUGUUGUGGCGUAUUUUUUUCUGUUUGAAAAAAUUUCAGUCCAACAUUUUUUAUACAGAAUAAUGGUUUUUUUGGAUAUAAAAAUUGAACACCCCCAGUCUGUUUCAAGCACUCCACCACCGUCUAUACAAAAAUGUGAAUAGAAGAUGUUGGAACAAUGAAAAAAAAUCAAUUUUAUAUUUCAAUCCCAAAUUCAUUUUAUUUAAAUAAAAAAAUAAAAUUUGAACAUAUUAAAAA
This is a messenger RNA of Diorhabda carinulata, 5929 nucleotides long. RefSeq names its product protein Lilipod. Gene Ontology annotation, molecular function: transmembrane signaling receptor activity. The transcript is spliced from 8 exons. Gene Ontology annotation, biological process: signal transduction. The record is from RefSeq and is a predicted model, not a curated record. The coding region runs from base 332 to 1879 and encodes 515 amino acids. Lineage: Eukaryota; Metazoa; Arthropoda; Insecta; Coleoptera; Chrysomelidae.